Molecule: messenger RNA, 348 nt
Organism: Protopolystoma xenopodis
Lineage: Eukaryota; Metazoa; Platyhelminthes; Monogenea; Polystomatidea; Polystomatidae
Source: the annotation of a GenBank genome assembly
AUGGCUGGACUGGCAUCCAGCAACGCUCGAACUCCGGAAGAGGGCAUUUUUUGUCUUGCUGGCCAGUUGCUCCUGCCAAGAAAAUGCUUGACAUGGGCUCGUUGGCCUGACAACCCAGCGGUAGACCCACAAAGUAUUCGGCGACAGACUGAAAAUUCCAAUUACCCCGGUGACUGCAAAUGUACUCAAGAUGUUGUCAAGGGGGCCCUUUUUGAUGUAUUCGCGAAUCAGCUGUCCGCCAAAUACACAAUCGGAUCUGGGCAUAUUCUCAUAGCAACUGCAAACCUACGAAGAGACAACAGAGCUUACCAUCCAUGCACACAAAUGAGGGAGUUCAUGAUUUAUUAA